Molecule: messenger RNA, 3711 nt
Organism: Callithrix jacchus (white-tufted-ear marmoset)
Lineage: Eukaryota; Metazoa; Chordata; Mammalia; Primates; Cebidae
Source: RefSeq, a predicted model, not a curated record
AGAGAGGAUGGUCCGGCCAGGGUCGGCGGCAGAGGGUCGCGCGGGCGGGGGCAAUGCCUGGGACACAGGCCGGCCCUGGCAGGCACGGCGGGGAGGGGGCCCGCGGGGAGGAGACUGGGCUGGGGAGGGAGCCCUGUGUGCAGUCCUUCAACUCUUCCGUGCCAGGGGAAGGGGGACGGAGCAGGGGGGCCCCCUCUCGGGAAGCACACACGCUGCCUCCCAGAGGCCGGUCUUCUUCAGGAAGGAUUCGCUGGAAACUUUCGGAAAAACCGAGGGGUUCUUCAGUACCUCUCUAUUUGCUGCCUGGAGUCAGCGCGCCGCGAGUGCUCUUGGCUGCCGGCGCCUAGCCGCUGGCCUCGCCUCCUCUCGCGGGCCUCCAGGGUUUCCCUCUGCCCCCUUGCGGGGAUCCCCCUGUGCGCCCUGUUCGCGAUUUGGAAUAGGCCUCCCCACAAGCUAUUGGUUCCGCAAGGGUGUCCGGGCUCCCCCCUCUGGCCUGGGUUCACACUUCGCUUUCUGUUCCUGCUGGACCAAGCCCAACACUGUGGCUGAUGGAAGUGGGGACAGCUGGCACUGUCCCUGGAGAAGCGGUCUGAAGAGGCUCCUGGACUUCUGCAGGUCCGUGCAGAGGAUUUGGACCUGAUGUGGUGAAUAAAGGUGGUUCAUCUUUCUCAUAGUUCUGCCUUUAGGACAAAGAAUACAAAGCCUCCCACGACUGUAUUCGCUAACUCUCAGCCCAGGCCCGAUCUUCUACCAGCCAGUGAAUGGAGCCUCAUCUGUGCCCAGACCAGGUGCAACUCGGUGCCCUCCUGUGAUACUUCCAGCUCUCCAGCCCAGACCUCAUGGAGCAGUUUCCAGGUUAUGUCUCUAUAACACUAAACAUUCCCAGGUGUGGCAGACAAGCCACUAAUUUAGAAAAGAGGAGGAGAGAGGAGGAGAAAAUCAGAAAAGCCACUUUCUUGGUAAGGAGGCAUCAGCUUCCUCGCCAUGGUUAUUCCAUAACACAAGGAGACCUGGUCCAAGUUCAGAGGGGAAAGACCCCUGGGUGUUCACGGAAACCCUUUAAACACAGUGAGACCAAAUGUUAGCAGAUGGGGGAAUAAAAGGGAGAAAUUCCCCCCAUGAAGUAUGCCUGGAAUAGGCCUUGUAUCAUCCUCCCCUGGCCUGGGGACUUGAAGGGCCAGGCUCCCUGUCAUUUCCUCAUUCAAAUGUAGCCCAGGAAGCCGCUGCGCCGAUAGCACUGAUCACCUCCAAUCAAAUCCCCUGCACCUGCACAGACACACGGACUUGCACAAAACCCCUCCCUUACUAAAGAAAACCUAAUAACUUAUUUCUUCUCACUCCCAUUUUUGUCCACCGCCUUUAUCAAAAAGCUGGGAAAACUGCUCUUCAGACCCUUUCUGAGCCAGCUAUAUUCUGAAGGACAAAAACUUUACUUACUUGAGAGCAUUGCGUCUGCAAGGUGGGCUCACAUUAUCUUCAGCGUUCAGUUAAUGACGAGUUCAAGGAGACCGUUUAUUUUCUAACAGUUUUUGAUUUUGAAUUUUCUUUUUGCCCAACUUUGUGGAUUUGUUUGGUUUUUAACUCAUCACAUGAAUAUGACUAUAGACUGUUUUUUUCCUAAAGAACCACUGUCAGAUUCACAAUUGCCUUUUAAAAAAUGUCUUGGCUGGGCACGGUGGCUAACGCCAGUAAUCCCAGCACUUUGGGAGGCCAAGGCAGGUGGAUUACCUGAGGUCAGGAGUUCGAGACCAGCCUGGCCAAUAUGGUAAAACCCCAUCUCUACUAAAAUACAAAAAUUGGCCAGGCAUGGGUGGCACAAACCUGUAAUCUUAGCUACUUGGGAGGCUGAGGCAGGAGAUUCACUUAAACCUGGAAGGCGGAGAUUGCACCACUGCACUCCAGCCUGGGCAACAGGGCAAGACUCCGUCUCAAAAAAAAAAAAAAAAAAAUGUUGAGCCAUUGCAUACAUGAGGCAAAAUGCACACCGCUUAGGCAUUAACUCAAUGCCUCUGUGUAUACGUAUAUAUCCUCGUAGGUUCCAGACCAACACGUGGAACAUUUCCGGAUCUCCUGGACAUCUCGCCUGUGCCAACCCCUCACCAGGCAAUGAUUCCCCAGAAAUAGAGCCUCUUCCCAACCCUGUACCCUACAUGGUUGUUGCCUGUCCUUGAACCUCAGAUGAAGGGAGGCUACUUCUGCCCAUCUUUGUUUUUGUGGUGUCUGUCCACUGGGGUGUACAUAGCUGUAAAUGGUUCUUUUUCACACUGUGAAGGUAUAGAUUGUUUUUACCGAAUGCUUCAGUUCUCUUCCAAGUUUAGUGUAAGCCAAGAAUAAUCAAACCACUGCAUCUGGAUCAGAGAUAAAUGACCUCCCAAAUUGGCUAGUUUUAUAAGGCACUUCAGCUGAGAUUGAAACAGUCAUGGGCUGCUUCUUAAACCAGCUACACGGCAUAAGGAGGAGCCCAAGGGAAACUGCAGGCCAGCAGGUCCACUGGCAAACCUCAGGGGGCCAAGCUGUUCAAGAGAGCACAGAAGAAUUCCUGCAGUGUACAUUCAACUUUGUGGCAGCUAUGAACGGCAAAAGUCAGUACAACCCAUUUCCUGUGCACUCUUAUCAUCCCUUUUUCUUCUAAAUGAGAGGAAAGUAGAAUAGGAUCCAUCAGGAAAGAUUCACACCCAGGCCAUGACAAACUCAUGAAGGAUCCUGUUGAUCAAAUUCUUUUCUGCUGGGAGAAGAAGUACAAGGAGCUUGUUAGUAAUGUGCCUUUCCCAACCCUAUCCUGAGGAUGUGGGACUCAGGAGACCCAACAAUCUGCACCAUUACAAGGUCCCAGGAAUCCUUUCAUAUUAAAGUUUGACACCUGCUGUUUUCAGAGAAAGGGACAGAUGUAUUUUUGGUAAGUCCUGGAGGGCAAGUCUAAAAAGGAAAAAUAUACCACCCAGCUCCUAUUUGUCGAUGUUUUAAAUUGACUUGUUUUGGGUGUUUGGAAGAAAAAAGGGUAUGCAAACACAGCCUGUAGCUAUGUCUGUAUAUAUUUCCUUUUUCAUAUGAGUACUAUGUUUCUUAAAGACUCCUAUAAGAAAUAAUUCAGACCCACAUAAAUAAUAAAGAGAUUAAAAUUUUUAAUCCACAGAGGACAAACAUUAAGUAUUCACAAUUUGAGGAGGUUGUUCAUUCUAUCAAGAUCAUUCAGAAAACGUAUACAUGCCACUAAUUUAAUUUUGCCCUUGUAAGCUUGGACAGAUAAGGUGCUGAGUGUGGCAGAGGAGCGUGGGGCGAGCCCUGAAGGCUUAUUUUUGUUAACAUGCAAAUAUUAGACUUGGGAAUCCCAUGUUUUUAAUCAAGGCAAUAGAUCCAUAAAAUGUUUUAGCAUUUUUAAAUUUAAAAACUUCAUCCUGAUAGACCAUGAUAUAUAGUACAUCUUAAGUGAAUAAAUGAAGCUACAGUAUCGAUUUUAUAAUCCCACUUUUGUAAAGUUAAGCAAAAUCAUCUCUCUCUCUCUCUCUCUCUCUCUCUCUCUCCACACACACACACACACACACACACACACACACGCUGAUUACUUUGGGAUGUGGGAUUACAGGAUUUGGGUUGGGGAUCAGUGAAUGAAGAGGUACUUUCACUUUUUGUUUUACACUCUUCUAUACCUUUAAUAUUAUUUUUCUUCCAUCAAUAUGCCCUAUUUUCUUAAUUCAAAAAAAUUAAGAAAUA